UAGGGGAGAGACGGGCACGCAGCUCAAGCCAAUAACUCAGUGAGGCCAGGCAGAGGGAGGCGGUGGCUAGCCGAGCCGUGCCCCCCGGGGCUGGGCUGCGCUCGUGGGUGACUCCGCGCCUGCGGCGCUCGGCAGGGUAUAUAAGGCGGGCGUCAGCGAGCGCCGGGCCUGCAGCACGCGGCGGGCCGCUGGCGCGAGGGCCGGGGGGCUGAGCAGCACGCGCGCCGGGUGUGACCGUCUAGCGGGCGGGUGCCAGGGCGGGUCCGGGCCGCGCGCCGGGAUGGGGCUGACGCUGAGGCUGCGGGCGCUGUGCGCGGGGCUGCUGUUAGCCGGGCUGCCGGCGGAGCUGGGCGCGCAGAGCGCCCGGGAUGCGGCAGCCGCGGCGCCCCGGGGCGGCGAGUACGGGGUGAAGCUGUGCGGCCGGGAGUUCAUCCGCGCCGUGAUCUUCACCUGCGGCGGGUCCCGCUGGAAGAGAUUGGCCCUGCAGGCGGGGGAGCCGCUGCCUGGCGCUGAUUCUGCUCAAGCCACUAGUAACAAAGAACUAGAGAACUUGAAAUUACAGUCAGUCUUAGCUCCUGGAUUGGAGCAGCUGCAGAGAGCCAGCAUACCACUUGGACAGCUGACAUUGAAGGAUUUGUUUAGUUUGUUUGAUUAUAAUGAGUAUGUACCCAUGUCAGAUGACUUCAGUGAAUAUGUUCGCCAGGUUGAGGAUGCUGCCUGGAAGAACAGAGGUGGAGCAGGGAUUGCCAAUCCCAUGGUGUCAAAUAGCUCUCCUUGGGCCAAAUAUCCCAGAAGAAAACGAGACUUGUCAAUGGGGGUGGCAGGAGUGUGCUGCAAAUGGGGAUGUACCAAAGCUGAUAUCAGUACACUAUGCUGAGAUUAAAAUUGUGUUUCUGUAUUUAUUUUAGACAUAUGAACUCAAUGUUAGUUACAGUGAUGCUUGAUCAAGUACUGCAUGUAAGGAGGGAAACAGUCUCAACAACAUGGCAAUUUUGUCUGCAA
Messenger RNA from Caretta caretta (loggerhead turtle), 1002 nucleotides. RefSeq names its product relaxin-3. Gene Ontology annotation, cellular component: extracellular region. NCBI's taxonomy places the organism in Eukaryota, Metazoa, Chordata, Testudines, Cheloniidae. Gene Ontology annotation, molecular function: G protein-coupled receptor binding; hormone activity. The record is from RefSeq and is a predicted model, not a curated record.